Cooperia oncophora is the source of this 612-nucleotide messenger RNA. Lineage: Eukaryota; Metazoa; Nematoda; Chromadorea; Rhabditida; Trichostrongylidae. The record is from the annotation of a GenBank genome assembly.
AUGCUAAUGGGAUCGUUGAUGAGCUAUGGCAUGGGAUCAAUGUGGGGUGGUCACUCGAUGAUACCAUCAUACGGUGGAGGCCUUGGAAUGGGUGGACUUGGAAUGGGUGGAGGCUAUUAUUCGGACAAUGACACCAAUAUUACGAACAACUACUACAACACUCCAGAUCCAAGUGCAUCAGGAGCCAUCGGUGACGCCGGUCAAUCACAGCCUGCUAUAGAAGAUGUCACCGAUAACCAGGAUAACACGGUCGAUAGUGACAACCCGGUUGAAGAUGACGUCGUAGAUGAUACCGAUGGCAAUCAGGAUGACGCCGUUGAUAAUGAUUACCCGUCCCAAGACGACGUCGUAGAGGACGCUGACGAUAAUCAGGAGGACGUGGCCAACGAUGAUUACCCAGCUGAAGAAGACGUCGUAGAUGAUGCUGACCAGAACGACACCAACCAAGACUACACUAAUGCAGACGACUACGGAUACGGUGGUGACACAGGAAAUGACGGCUACGACUACGGAGGAGAUGACUAUGGCGGUGGCGAUAUCGGAGGCGACGACUUCGGCGGCGGUUUUGACGGUGGUGAUUUCGGUGGAGGAGGAGAUUUCGGCGAUUACUAA